Messenger RNA from Melospiza georgiana, 1669 nucleotides. RefSeq names its product pancreatic alpha-amylase-like. Gene Ontology annotation, molecular function: cation binding; alpha-amylase activity. NCBI's taxonomy places the organism in Eukaryota, Metazoa, Chordata, Aves, Passeriformes, Passerellidae. The transcript is spliced from 10 exons. Bases 10 to 1551 code for a protein of 513 amino acids. The record is from RefSeq and is a predicted model, not a curated record. Gene Ontology annotation, biological process: carbohydrate metabolic process.
GAAGGCACCAUGAGGAUCCUUCUCCUCGUCCUCGCAGCUGCAGGGCUUUGCUGGGGGCAGUACAACCCCAACACUGUCCCAAAGAGAACCUCUAUAGUGCAUCUCUUUGAAUGGCGCUGGCAGGACAUUGCUGAGGAGUGUGAACGCUACUUAGCUCCUAAUGGAUUUGGGGGAGUUCAGGUUUCACCUCCAAAUGAAAAUCUUGUCAUUACUAGCCCAAACAGACCCUGGUGGGAAAGAUACCAGCCCAUUAGCUACAAGAUCUGCUCUCGAUCAGGAAAUGAAGAGCAAUUCAAAGACAUGGUGAAGAGAUGCAACGAUGUUGGAGUUCGUAUCUAUGUGGAUGCUGUCGUCAACCAUAUGUGUGGAGCUGCAGGUGGCUCAGGCACACAUUCUACCUGUGGAAGCUAUUUUAAUGCUGGAAACAGAGAUUUUCCAGCUGUGCCAUACUCUGGCUGGGAUUUCAAUGAUGGCAAAUGUCACACUGGAAGUGGAGAAAUUGAAAGUUAUAAUGACAUCUAUCAGGUCCGGGACUGCCGCUUGAGCAGCCUUCUGGAUCUGGCCCUGGAGAAGGACUAUGUGCGCUCAACGAUUGCAGAGUACAUGAACCGUCUCAUUGACAUGGGUGUAGCAGGAUUCCGAAUUGAUGCUGCCAAGCACAUGUGGCCUGGGGACAUAAGAGCAUUUCUUGACAAGCUGCAUAAUUUAAACACUCAGUGGUUUUCUGAAGGAACUAAACCUUUCAUUUAUCAGGAGGUGAUUGACUUGGGUGGAGAGCCCAUCAAAGGCAGCGAGUACUUUGGAAAUGGCCGAGUGACAGAAUUCAAGUACGGUGCCAAACUGGGGACAGUGAUCCGCAAGUGGAACGGAGAAAAGAUGGCCUACUUAAAGAACUGGGGAGAAGGCUGGGGCUUUGUGCCUUCUGACAGAGCCCUGGUCUUUGUGGAUAAUCAUGACAACCAGAGAGGACACGGGGCUGGUGGAGCUUCUAUUCUGACCUUCUGGGAUGCCAGGCUCUAUAAAAUGGCAGUUGGUUUCAUGCUUGCCCAUCCAUAUGGCGUCACACGUGUCAUGUCAAGUUUCCGUUGGCCAAGAUAUUUUGAAAAUGGAAAGGACGUCAAUGACUGGGUUGGGCCCCCAAGUAACUCAGACGGCUCCACAAAGUCCGUUACAAUCAAUCCAGACACGACCUGUGGCAACGACUGGGUUUGUGAACAUCGCUGGCGUCAGAUCAGGAACAUGGUUAUCUUCCGUAACGUGGUGGAUGGUGAGCCUUUCUCCAACUGGUGGGACAAUGGCAGCAAUCAAGUGGCUUUUGGCCGUGGUAAUAAAGGCUUCAUCAUCUUCAACAAUGACGACUGGAAUAUGAAUGUCUAUGUUCAAACUGGACUGCCUGCUGGUACCUACUGUGAUGUUAUAUCUGGACAAAAGGAGAACAACCGAUGUACUGGAAAGCAGGUGUUUGUUUCUGGUGAUGGAAUGGCUAAUUUCCAGAUUAAUACUGAUGCUGAAGAUCCAUUUAUUGCAAUUCAUGUUGAUGCCAAGUUAUAAUUUGGGAGAAACAGCCUCCUCUGUUUGAUCUGUGUAUUACUGUUUCCCCCAUAUGUUAUUCCCUGCUUUUUGAGCAUGAGUGACUCUCUAUUGAAUAAUAAAUGGCAUUCAAAUUGAA